UGUAGAGCAGACUGUGAUGUCAAACUCUCAGGAACCUUGAGGUAGAAAGACUGAAAACUCAAGGCUAGACUGGGCUGCAGAACAAAGCCCUGUCUCAAAAAUCAAAAAACAAUAACAAAAGCUAAAAACAACUCACAGGCAUUGCUGCAAGUGCCUCAUGUUGUGGAUGUCACCAUUCGUCCCAUUCGUCCCUCCCAGAGGGCAUCUAAAUGUUUGCCAACACUUAGUGCAUUCAGACUGGGACCUGAGUUUUCAGAGGCACUGAGCAGUGGGAGCUCAGUCAGUGAGGGUUGGAAAAGGAUGUUCUAGAAGGCACUAACAUGGACGAAAGCUUGGAACUAGGGACACAUGGUAGUUUUGGGGGAUGGUUUCUUGUGGUAAAGAUGGCUGGAGAGUAGAGUUAGCUAUGGACCAAAGACAAAGAGAAGAAGCUGGAAGAGCAGAAGAGACUGGAUCAUAGUUUUUAUUUAAGGGGGGCUGGGUACCAGCCCUGAGGGAGAGCCCUUGAAAAAGCAGGGGAGUAUAAAUGGUGGAAUGAUUGAGCAAAUGGGAGGAGACAGGCCAUACUGCUGACUUCUGUUUCUAGUAUGUCCGAAAUAUGAGGGAAACAGAGAAACCAUCCCAGAAUGCUACAGUAGCAAUUUGCUGCAGACAGAAUCUAUGGAUACUUGCCUGCCCUCAAAAUAUCUCCACAUAUUUAUUAAUUACAGCGAUGCCUCUAACACAUGUCCAAAUAUUCUUGGAGACUUCCUUUCUAGGAAGUAGAGCUUAAUUCUACUUAGACUUAGAGACUAAUUUAUAAUGAGCAGACUUUGGAAAAGGAAAAGAAAAACAAUAGUACUUUUUACUCAUGAGAUACCUGACUGAUACAUUAGCCAAGUUGGUCAAGGUAAACACUGUCUGCAAUGUAUCAUGUCGAUAGUUAUGUCCCUAGUGGAUGUAGUCAGGUGGACGCGUCACUUCUGCGGUAUUGUUUCCUCAAAACUGUGAUUCUGGUUGGGUUCUAAAACAGGAUAUGGAGAUUUUUGUGGGAAAAAUCAGAAGCAAGUCCACAGCUGUUAUUGUUGUUGUUGUUGUUGUUAUUGCACUAAUUGCACAUCUUAGUUUUCAUAACUGCUUCCCGGCUAUUUAAGAUCUAACAUGGGUGAGAAUUAGUAUUGUCUUCCUGCCCAACUGCUCUGCCCAGAUUGAAUUAUGUCAGAAAUCUUUUCAGGCCUAAAGAGGUUUUAAACAUACAGAAGAUCAGCCUGAUGAGACUUGUGUCUUCUUGGCAUUUUUGCUGGAGAAGAAGGCUCGGGGAAGAGAAAGGGGUAACUUUUCACACUGAGAUGGUGGAGGCUGGAAGGGAGCAGGACAGCAGGGCUCCAGAGAUGUGGCUAAACAGAAUCUCUGUAUGACCCAGCAGUGGUUUAAAUAAAAGGGGGAGGUUGGGAAGACUCAUACCAUUGUCAGCUUCGGGAAUCACACAGGUAAUGCACACAGAAUGAUGUCAUUCUUGGAGAGAUGACACGAAACAGGAGGGAGACUGGGUUUCAGGGACGCUCUUCUGUUUUGCAUCUGUUGAAUUUGGGAGACACCAGGGAAAUAGACCUAUACACUAGACAACUGUGGGCCUGAAGGUCAGGGGAAGUCCUGGCUAUAACUAAUCAGGGGCAGCCAUGGGUGGAUAAAGGUGGCUUGAGGACCACCCUUGUGAAAUAGUGAACUGGCCCAAGAAAGCAGGUGUAGAAAGGAAAUGGCUAAAACACAGGGUUUAGAAGCUCAGCACAAGAGGUGCCAUGGAAACUAGAGGAUUUUCAGAAAAAUGGUGGCUGUGCUAUUCUGGCAUUCAGAAAUGAGCUCUUGGAACGCAAGGUGGGUGUUAGGACCAGAAUACCAGUCCUGCCAUCUAUCCGUUGUAGACUUCUAUGGUAUGGGACAAAUUAUUUAGCACAGUAAGGCUGUUGUCAGCAUUGAAUCACAGCCUGAAUGUUGCUGUGAUUACAAGGGCUCAGAGAAUGUCGGCUGAUGAAAAAAACAAAUAAACAGGGCUCUUCAGGGAGCUAUGGAAGAGAGUGGUGCAAAGAGGACAUACAUGUCACCCUACUAUGACGACUGGUAUCAGAAGGCGGGAAAUGACAAGCACUGGCCAGGGAUGAAGACAACCUGAGCCUUUGUGCAUUGCAGGUAGAAAUGUCAGUGGUGCAGCCACCGUGGGAAGCAGUGUGGCUAUCCUUAACAAGUUCAGCAUUGCGUGAUGGCAUCUGUGGUGGCGCAUGCAGAUAGGAAAGGCUGAAGAGGCAGCACCAGGAGGACCAUGAGUCACUAUCAGGUCCAGUAACUCUGCUCUCAGAUUCAGGUCCAGACAGAUUGAAAGCAGGGAUAGCAGCGCAUACCCAUACACCCAUGUUCUCCAUAAUGUUACCAUUGGCCAAAGGGCAUACAGUAUAGUGUAUUUAUACAGCUGAAUAUUACCCAGCCUUUAAAAAAUGAAUUGCUGAUAUAUGCCACAGUGUAAGUUCUGAAAACAGUACCCUGUGUGGACUAAGUCAGACAGGAGGGGCAAUGUGUGCCAUUCCAUUUCUGGGCAUAGGCAGAGUCAUGGAGAUGGAAAAUAGAUUGGGGGUUACCAAGGACAGUGGAGAGAGGGAGUAGGGAGAUAUGCAUUAGCAUGCACAAUUCCUGUUGAGGAUGGUGAGAACAUUCUGGAAUCAAAGAGUCAGGGGGGCUGUUUCCAGUGCUGCUCAAUGGCAUAAUGAAUGGUGGUCAAAUCUUGAGUUGGGUAUUUCUCACCAUGACCAUGCAUUCCUUUAAAAGGGCAUCAUGGUCAGUGAUGCCGAGAAGACACGGAAUGGCUAAAACAUGAUCUCUUGUACUUUGAGCCAGUGGGGCCACUGGUGACACUUCCAGGGCUUCUACGGUAGGGGAGAGUUUGCCAGAAAUCACCUUGCAGAAUUGGGGAAACAAUUGUGCAAUUUCCCAACCUCAAUUGGGAAAAACCACUUGCCUUGAAAGUCCAAGGACCCGAUUUGGGAUCCCGGGACGCCUAUCUAAAGCUGAGCAUGGUGACAUGAGCUAGUAAUCCCACCAAGAGUGGGAUGGGAGGCAGAGGUAGGCAGAUACCUGGAAGCUUGGGGGCCAGCCGGCUUGGCCUUCUGGGCAAAGUUCCAGGCCAACAAGAGACUAUUUGUACAAGUGAAGUUUUACUGUAACUCAGCCACAUCUAUCGUGUGCACGUCACCUGAGACCUUUCCUUCAUUAUGACGGUAGGUAAGCAGCUGCCGCAGACACAGCCAUAUGGUCUGCAAAACUGAAAAUAUUUACUACCAGACCCUCUGAAGGGAGUUUCCCAACCCAGGGCUAGGAAACAUCGCUGGUCUUUCUUAAAUCAUGCCUGCACUUUGGCAGGCUACCGAGUAGUAAUACUGCCUCUUACAACCAGGAAGCAGAAGCAACCCAGUGCAGACACCUGACAACGGAUAGGAAGGAAACGGAUGCAGAGGCAAAAAAUAGAACAAACCCUGCUCUCUUCUUUCUUUCUCCUUGCCGCAUUCCUUGGUCACUGGGAGCAAACCUAUAGCUUGAAGAAAGGUUGUUGGGGAUGUUAGUUAGGGUGCGACCAAGGGAACCCCAGGUGUUCUUGCCAGCAGAGUGUCCGGGAAGCACAGUGGUUUAUAAGACCUGACUCUCAGGCUCAGAAUGGCCACCGAAGUAGAGUUUGUAGAUAAGAGGACCCCAUCAUCCUCCUUCCUCCUGAUUCUCUGAAAUGAGGCACUCUGAGUGCUUUCCACCCAGGCCUUCCCAGAAGCCUCACUAGUAAAGUGCCACGGCAGGGCCAGCGGUAGUAGGAGGCUGCGAAUCAUGGUUAGGCUCCACCAGUCGUCCCUCUUUUGUGCAGAAUAACACCCAUAACCCAGAGCUUUCAAGUGCUCGUUAAUUUGCUUUCUGGGGCUGAGUUCUGAACUAAUGUCAGACCAAAGACAAAGCCUGGCAUUUCCAGAACUUCCGUGGCACAAACUGUGCCAAGCCACAUGCCCAUGUGACCCCUGAAGUAUCUUCCUGACCACUGGAUGACAGGUCUCCAUUUCACAGGAGGGACCAUCAGGUCUCAAGGGUGUCGAUUACAGAAGUGGGUUUUGAACCAACAGAUGCCUGACUCCAGGACUGGGGGUGUUUCUACUGGGCCAGAUGCCACCCUGCUCUCCCUGGUCACCAGUACCUCAGAAUGCUUUCGUGGGCCUUCACAGGCAGAAUCCAAUAUUUGGUGGCUUGCAGCCCACUUCACAUUGGACCUUGAUUCAUCCUAUGACAGAACAAAGCUGAUUUCUGGAGUUCUCUGGCUUCUAUAGGUCUGUGCAAGCCUCUCUGUUCCCUGUGCCCCUCACUUCCCCACCCCUGUUCCACCCUGAUGCUCAGUCUGUGUCUGCUAAGUGUCACCCCACGCACUCUUGACAACAUUGCCACCCAGAGUUCACUUGUCCCCACUUUACAACUUAUUUUUACACCUCCACAAUAAUUCCUUACUGUACUGGUUUUGGUACAACGACCCAGGAAUGCAGCAAGAGGGAGAUACAGUGUUCACAUCCAUUCCCGGUCACGUGACAAGCAGGUGGCACACUGGUGACUACUUCCCAUGCUGUCUUCCAUGACGGAGUCUUUGCCUAGAUUUCUGCAACUAUCAAAUCUAUGGAAAGGGGAAUGCAGAAGCCAUCCACCUACCUCUUGACUUGAGGCCAGUGGGAAAAAUAAACUAUAUCACAGGGCUGGCAAUUUGUGUAGGUCACACAGCCCUUCAGACCCAAACCCAGAGGUAAGAAGGCCCUGGGUCUCCUGUCUCUCCAAUCUGCCUGCCUGCAGCUCCUUCUGCUGCAGCCCACUGCCUCCUGCCUGCCUCAGUGGAGGAGGCAGAGCCAUCCCCCUGCAUUUGAAGUGCUUACCUUGGAGCCCUUUUCAUGAAUGAGGCCAGAUGCACACUCCACAUUGAUCAUUUCUGUCCCUCCCCUUCUCUGCUUUCUGUUAAAGGCAGCCCCCCAGCUCCCAGCUGGCUCCUGUCCCCUCCCCCAGCCAGGAGAAGUUAUUACAUGAAGAGAUCAGCUUACCAGUUUUCUUCAGAGCAGAGGCUGAGCUCGGAGCACGGGGCAGUGCAGUGGGGAAAGAGCCAGGGAGCCAGCGCGGUGCCUACGGACCUCCAGGCUGGAACCCCUGAGACACAAGUGCAUCUGCUAGCGUUAGCACUUGGCAGACGGAUUCUCCUCCAGGGUAGCUUUGCCUCUGGGUAAUAAUGUUUGUCAGCUACCUGUUAUUAACAUUGUUCCACACUGAGACAGCAAUGUUAGCAAGACCUGGGGGAGAGAGCAUCGGCUGUGAUGACUUCCUGGGAUCUGACAAAGUCGUGGACAAGUGUGGGGUGUGCGGCGGUGAUAACACGGGCUGCCAGGUGGUGUCAGGCGUGUUUAAGCAUGCCCUCACCAGCCUGGGCUACCACCGGGUUGUAGAGAUUCCCCAAGGAGCCACAAAAAUUAACAUUACGGAAAUGCACAAGAGCAACAACUACUUGGCCUUGCGAAGUCGCUCUGGCCGCUCCAUCAUCAAUGGGAACUGGGCAAUCGAUCGCCCCGGGAAGUACGAGGGCGGAGGGACAAUGUUCACCUACAAGCGACCGAACGAGAUCUCCAGCACUGCCGGGGAGUCCUUUUUGGCUGAAGGUCCCACUAAUGAGAUCCUGGAUGUCUAUAUGAUACACCAGCAGCCCAACCCAGGAGUCCACUAUGAGUACGUGAUCAUGGGGAAUAAUGCCAUCAGUCCACAGGUGCCACCACACAGGAGACCGGGAGAACCUUUCAAUGGGCAGUUGGAAACAGAAGAUGGCGGUCAGGAGGACAGAGAAGAGAGGGAGAAGAACCAGGAGAAGGAAGACUCACACGUCGAGGCCCCUGAAGUAUUCACAUCAGAAUCCACGCAGACCUUCCCAGUCAGGCAUCCGGAGAGAUUCCCUUCCCACCGACCAGAUAACUUAGUGCCUCCAGCACCACAGCACCCCAGGCGAAACCGGGACCACAACUGGAAGCAGCUGGGGACAACAGAAUGCUCCACCACCUGUGGGAAAGGAUCACAGUACCCUAUCUUCCGCUGUGUGCACAGAAACACACACGAGGAGGUUCCCGAGAGCUACUGUGACUCCAGCAUGAAGCCGACCCCAGAGGAGGAGCCCUGCAACCUCUUCCCCUGCCCAGCCUUCUGGGACAUCGGGGAGUGGUCUGAAUGCAGCAAGACCUGUGGCCUGGGCAUGCAGCACCGCCAGGUCCUGUGCCGCCAGGUGUAUGCCAACCGUAGCCUGACGGUGCAACCCUACCGCUGCCAGCACCUGGAGAAGCCAGAGACCACCAGCACCUGCCAGCUCAAGAUCUGCAGCGAGUGGCAGACUCGGACUGACUGGACCUCGUGCUCAGUGCCCUGUGGCGUGGGACAGAGGACCCGGGACGUAAAGUGCGUGAGCAACAUUGGGGACGUAGUGGACGACGAGGAGUGCAACAUGAAGCUCCGACCAAAUGACAUCGAAAACUGUGACAUGGGACCCUGUGCAAAGAGCUGGUUCCUCACUGAAUGGAGCGAAAGGUGCUCAGCAGAGUGUGGGGCUGGGGUGAGGACACGCUCGGUGGUGUGUAUGACCAACCACAUCAGCAGCCUGCCAUUAGAAGGCUGUGGGAACAACAGGCCAGCGGAGGCUACACCAUGUGACAAUGGGCCCUGCACAGGCAAGGUGGAGUGGUUCACUGGCAGCUGGAGUCAGUGUUCCGUCGAGUGUGGCAGUGGGACACAGCAGAGGGAGGUGAUCUGCGUUAGGAAGAAUGCAGACACCUUUGAAGUGCUCGACCCUUAUGAGUGUUCAUUCCUGGAGAAGCCCCCAAGCCAGCAGGCCUGUCACCUCAAGCCUUGUGGUGCUAAGUGGUUCAGCACAGAAUGGAGCAUGUGUUCCAAGAGCUGUCAGGGCGGAUUCCGGGUGCGGGAAGUUCGGUGUCUCUCAGACGACAUGACCCCGGGUAGCCUCUGCGACCCCCAGUUGAAGCCAGAAGAGAGAGAAUCUUGUAACCCUCAGGACUGUGUCCCUGAAGUUGAUGAAAACUGCAAGGACAAGUACUACAACUGCAAUGUGGUGGUCCAGGCGCGCCUCUGUGUCUACAACUACUACAAGACUGCCUGCUGCGCCUCUUGCACCCGAGUGGCCAACAGACACACAGGCUUUCUGGGGAGCCGAUAACACUCCUGCCCUCCUGGGGUUACAAGCAGUGCUGGCUGGUUGCUGCUCCGCCGGGGACCCCACGCUCACCCUCAUAAAGCGUACCACAUGGUACCCAGGAUGUUACAAAGCCAUGGCUGGCCCUUUGAGCAUUGCCCUAUCCUGAUGAUGCCCUUCUCUGGGGCCUGGCGCUUGCUGAUGGUGCCUUCUGAAAAUCAAGCAUACAGCUCUCAUCCCAACUCCAGGCCUGCUGUCGACCAAGUGCAGCCUCCUUCCUGGUGUUACUGGCCUGCCCAAAAUUAGAACCCCUUUGGAAAGUCAAGAGAGGGCCUCACCCCACCUUACAGCACCAAGAAACCUUGCUGAGACCUGUGUGUCCCUGUUACCCCAGCUCAGCCGUUAUCUGUUGCCAUUCUUAAGGAGACUAGACAGCUCCCUGCCCCAGAACAGAGGUGUCUCGGCACAGAGUGCCUUCUUGUUGAGCAGGUACACACCUUCUCAGACAUUAGCUUGCUGGAGGCUGCAGCACCCCAGAACGGGAGGCAGGGGGUGAAUAUGGGCUCCCACUUUACUGGCAAGGAGACUGGGGCUCUACUCAGGUAACUGAGCUGCCGUUUAGGGGCCAGGCCUACCCCAGAUGGUUGAGCACAGCCCUCACCCCCAUAGCACCUCCGGUGACCCUGGGCUCUGUCCAGAGCCUACAGUCUGAAGGAUGAAUGGGGCUUCCUCUCUGACCAGGAGGCUGAGAAGUUUCCCCAAGUGCUUUCUCAAAUGAUCACUUAGUUCUUCCAAGAUGUCUGCACCCAUGUCCCCCUUCCCUCAGCUUUAACUCCUGCUAACAGGACUCUGGUGUUCACUAAGUUCCAUUUUCAACAGAACUGUCCCUCGAAAUGAGAUAGCCACAGAGAGAGCUGCUCAGUUGUCAGGGAUUCUCUGGGCCACUCUGGAGCUGGAGCAAACUCGCAACUCCCACAGGCCCUUGUUCCACUGUCUCUCCUGGGUUCUUCAUGGUGCCACCUAGUGGGAAGCUAAGCCAGUUAUCCCAACACCAUCAUAUUACAUUAGAAAGGGUCUUGUUUGAGCCCCGAGGACUGACAGAAGUUUCUAUCUAGUGGUCUCACAUCUCUCCCCUCCACUGUGGCUCUUACUUCCCACAAGCCUUGACCAUCAAGAUCAAUUUUAACGCUGCAGGUCUGGGAGAAGGAGCUAGGAAGCCCUCUGUGUCUCUGCUGAGGAACUUUUGACCAACUAUAAUUCCAGAUGCCCCAGGCCUGCGGGAACUCAGUGUUUAUUGAAAGGCAAACCAUCUUGGGGUGCCAGGUAUGGGGAGACAAUUAAGAGAAAUAUUUUUUUCUUAAAAACUGUAAACUUACAGAAAUGACCUUAUUUCGGGUUCUGGGCAUGCUCCCUUAAAGAGAGUGCAUACCCUUAGCAUUGUGACUGCUCACAGUGUCAGGAUUCCAGUGGCCUUGGCCUUCUGUGAAUAUCCUCCCAGCAUCCUCCCAUCAUUUGUCUCUUCAUGGGGAGCCUGGCAUUGCAUCCAUUAACAAGCAGCCCCACCUCUCCUGUGGGGCAGGAGGUAUAGCCCAGCAGAGACUGCACUUGGCCUGCUAGGCACAGAGAGAAGUUCCCUUCCUGUCCCUCUCACUGCAUGCUUCUGCUUGUCCCACGCAGUUUCCCCUCUACACAGCCAUUCUCAGAUCUUGCUGGACGAGGCAGACAUUUGAAGGAUUCCUUGGAAGAUGUUUGUGCACAUGCCCGAUGGUAAGGCAUGCCCGAUCUGUGGGUAAAAUGGAGGCUGGCAUUAGCCCCAGGGAAGGAAAGUGUUCUAGUAACCAGAGUCACCCAACAGUGGGCGGUCAUGAGGCCUGAAGGACUUCUCUCCGGAGAAUGAGCGCUCUGCUCCUUCCAGUUCACAAAUCCUCAGGGCUGGGCUGGGUUGGUGAUGGCUUUGUCUGUCUUGUGUCUCAGAAGUCACCUCAACAAUGAUCGUCCUGUAGUGGGGUAGGUCAGAGAGAAUGGUCUUCUGGCAAACAAAACAAAACAAGCAAACAAACAGAACCCAAACAACAAAACUAGAAAACGCCUCACCUGAGUUUGGUUUGGUUUGUUUUUUGUUUUUUGUUUUUUGGUUUUUUUUUUGUUUUUUGUUUUUUUUUUUUGUUUUUUCAGGAAAAUGAGUUGUUCCCAGGAGUUCAGUUCCUUUUAGAAGGUUACAGAUUUUAGAAUGGGGUCAAUUUACCAGCUUGUUUAGAAGGCCAACCUUGCAAAGGUCCUGGUUCCUCCUUCCAUGCCCUGCACAGUCUCCUCCUUACUCGAUGUGGGCAGUGAGGCCUUGGACUCCCCAGUGAUCACCAGGGACAGAUGUCUGUGCCUGCAGAUGGUUCUUUAUCCGCCACCUCCUUCUCAGGCCUCUCCAAUUCCCUUCGUUGGCUGUGAUGUGGAACUAAAAUUUAUAUUUCAAUAUUGAUUUUACUCCGCUGUGCCAGAUGGCCACAUCCUGAGCUCUGGAUGAAAAAUUUUAGAUAGAUUAAAGCUACUAUGUAGCCUUUCUCAACAAAAGUCAACAGAGUCCCAAAUGAAAAGUGUGUGCUGUCUUGCUCUCACUGGAAAAAAACCUUGCUCCAGGCCUCUGUUGAGUCUCUAUUUUCCUUUGCCUCAGGGCUGGCUGGGAAUAUGCUCUCUGGCCGCUAGAGGGAGCUGUUCCCUGCUGGUAGCCUUGCUCGGACUAUCGAGGAGCCAGGGGAGCUUGUCAGCCCAGGAUUUCUGUUUCACCUUCUCUCUGUGCUUUUAGCAUGCACCCAUCUAUUUGUUCUCUACACGUUUAUACACAACAUUCUCUUUUUAAAAGGUAGCUUUCUAUAGGGCCAAGAAACGGGAGAUGCUAGGUGAAUUUAUUGUGUGGUAUGGAGAAAUCUAGAUAUUGCUAAUGCCUGCCCAGAAAGCCUCCUCGUUUUACUAAUAGCUGUCUUAGCUUUGACACUAUAGAGUUUUCCUAUAUAAAUAGAAGGAAUAAAAUAAAACAGGAUGACAUCACGACAGGAUGGAUGAUCUGUCAGCCCUGCAGGUGGAGGCCAGAUUCUUGCCAGAAAAAAACAUUUUGCUUGUAGCUUAGAUAUCCUAGAAGAAAAUUGGCUGAUGCCCUGAGCUUGGAGAGCCAAUAGCUAGAGUAAGAAGGAUCUGAAAAGAUGUUUUUAAAAUCCCGAAGAGAAGGUCAGUUCUGUGGGAGGUGGCGAAAGCCCUACCUUUGGAUUAAAAGAAUAAUUAUAUAGUUGAAAGGUGAUAGAAAGGGAAGAAUUUCAGCUAAGCUCAGAGUGAGUCAAAGCGUGGAAGGAGCAUUAGAAUAUAAAGGACCCCUGGACUAACGAGUUAGCUCAGUCAGCAAAGCGCUGAAGAACCCAGUUCGAGUCUCAGAACCCAGAUGCAAAAAGCUGGGUGUGGCGGUACUCACUUGUCAUCCCAGCACUGGGGAGGCAGAGACAGGAGGAUGCCUGGGGCUCACUAGCUGACCAGCCCAGCCUACUUGGCAACUUCCAGGCCAGCAAGAAAAAAAUAUGGUGGAUCUCAAAAAUAAACAUGGUGGAUGGCACCUGUGUGUAUAAGCCAUUCCACAAGCCACCAAGGCCACAGAGAAAGCAUGAGUGAGUUGAGCUGGUGUCUCAGUAGGAGGACUAUUGCUCACAUGUAAUGUUCAGAUGGGGUUUCCCAAUCCUGAUAAAGAGGGCAGCCUGUUGGAGACAGAGGCGAGGGACCUCUGAGGUAGGAUAUCUUCAGAAGAGACACCAUGAGAGCCUCUCAGGAGUCGGAGGGAGAAAGCGCAGCAGAACAGGUUGCUCUUACAGAAUAACAAACUUUCCGCAAGCCAGAACCACUACGGUGCAGGGAUGCUGGAGAUAGUAAUUCAUCAUAGAAGUGGCAGCUGAGACAGGAUGGCAGUGUGUCGGAAUGUGGAACAGCUCUGAGUGACUCAUCUACAUCGUUCCUAACUCCCACUACCUUGUCGCCACUUGAAACCCAUUAGCACCCCUUCCUGUUAGCCGUGUGUGCCCUUGUAUCGCUGGCAACCUGGGCAGAGCCAUCUCCAUGAAUCUGCUCCACAGAGGGGCAAACUGACAUGGGGCUAACCGCCUGCCUUGACUAGCCUGGGCUAUUUACCUCCAAUCUCUUUUGUAAGAACACCUUGCCUUCCUGAGGGACCCCUUGCUGACAAAGAGUAGCCACUCCCUACCCCAAACUGUCCUUUAUACUCUGAAUCCUUGUUCUGUUGUUGCACUCCGUGCUGUGCAAAGUGGCCCCAAGAAUAUAGAAACUCCCAGCCUCAUCAGAUGAUCAGCCCUGGCCUCAGUGAGAUGAAAAUCCCUUCUGUUACACCCACUAACUCCCACCUUCCUGGGCUGCCCAGCCCCACACCAUCUGCCCGACAUAAGGAUAUACUUUGUUAUAACUUAUUACUUUGUUCUCUGUAAAUACAAGAUGUUUAUAGGAAAUUGUAUUCUGAGCUAUAACUGCAGAGUGAACUGCAACACCAGAAUAGCUCUGUUGUUUAGAAUACGUUCGUUGUAAAGGGACCCAAUAGGUAUUUAUUUACAUAUGCCAUCCACAUUCACAGAAAACGGUUUGAUUGGCCGAGCCAGCUUCCUGGUACCUGCUGCACCACAGUGUCUUAGUCUACGCCAAUCCGUACAGUUUAUAUAGUGAUUGGCCAAACUUUUGGGGGAUUAAAAUCAAAUAUAACUAACUCUGCUUUUGACAUAUUCAGGGACUCUUCCCCCUGGUAUUGUGCCUGACUAAGCCUGCCACCUUUCUGUAUUAAAUACAUUUCCUCAUAUGAUAUGCCUUCUCCUCACACCCAAACACUGUGGGAGAACGGAAGGUGACUGGUCUUUCUUGUCCCUCUCAGUGUGGCCUGCCGUUAGCUUCACCUGCCUCAUGGCUCUGGUCAGAGCUUCUGAGAUCUUGGGCUGAGGGGGCUGGGCGAGGCUUGGAGACAGGACACAGCAGGUUCUUAGCUCUGAUGCUAACCCCAGGGCUCCUGUUGGGGACUAUGGGGGCCAGGGCCUCGAGGCUGAUCUGUGAACUGAAGAACCAGGAUUGAGAAACCCCUGAGGACACCACCAGUUCUGUGUCUCCUCUGCAGGCUUAAGUUAUUGUGGAAGGGGGAGGCAAGUAGACGGGUGAAUUGUAUGAGCAAUUAUGGGCUGAUUUCCAGCACUAUUUUGUGUACAACUAAUUUAUUUUUAUUGUAAAAAUACAAUAAACUGGUUAAAAGAU
This is a messenger RNA of Rattus norvegicus (Norway rat), 12487 nucleotides long. The record is from RefSeq and is a predicted model, not a curated record. Lineage: Eukaryota; Metazoa; Chordata; Mammalia; Rodentia; Muridae.